AUUCGGUCGACUUUUGGUGGCACGCAAGUGAAUAAUACUCGAGUGUUUUUCCGACAGAUAUUGUGAAUUUGACUUACCUUAUGUUCGUUUUAUAGAACAAAACGGAUUGGUGCCAAGAUGAGCCAUUCCAAGGCAGCGCCAGGCUGUUGCUUCAUCUGCAAAAGCACGGAGGACGAUGAGCUUCUGUUCGGUAAAAUGUACACCAAGUGGCGUAUGCGGGUCCACUAUUACUGCUUGCUUCUCUCAUCGAAUAUGGUGCAGAACGGAGAAUCAGACGAGGAAGGAAUUUUUGGCUUUCUUCAGAAGGACAUCCGCAACGAAGUGGCCCGUAUACAGAACCAAAAGUGCUACAUCUGCAAGCAGCGCUAUGCUAAUGUGCAUUGUUGCGCUAAAAAGUGCUUUCGGACGUUCCACACAAUCUGCGGCAUACGGAAUGGCUGCCUGUCUCACUUCGUAGAUACCUACCAGUCGUGGUGCGAUAAACAUAUCGAACUACGGGAUCGGGAAAUACACGGCGAAAGCGACGUUUGCAAUAUAUGCUACGACGAAAUGGGACCGUAUAAUCGGUUGGAAUCGAUCCAUGCACCCUGCUGUCACAAUGGCUGGUUUCAUAGGCGGUGUGUAGCGCAGUUUGCCCAAACGGCGGGGUACUUUUUCAAAUGUCCUCUCUGCAACAAUAAGGAUGAUUUUAUGCGGUUCAUGCAGCAAAGAGGGGUUUUUGUACCGGAGAAGGAUGCCGCUUGGGAAAUGGAACCGAACGCCUUUGGAGAUCAGCUAGAGCGGCCCACGGUUUGCGACGCUGAAAAGUGCCUUUGUCCUUAUGGACGUGAUUACGAUGAUACCAAGUGGGAUAUAAGAUUGUGCGAAACUUGCGGCUCUACUUGUCGCCAUGAUCGAUGCAUGGAAAUACCAACAAAGAACUACGUAUGCACGUUCUGUCGUCCGAUUGUGGGCGAUGAAGUCCCGGCUGCGGUACUGGCUCUGGCUGAAGCUUCUCGACGAGCGGAAGCAGCUAGAUGUCAAUCUACCUCCUCCAUUAGUUCAUCGAAUGAAAGUGACGAAGAGCAUUCUAAUGGUCAAAGGUAUGAAUCAGGUAUUCACAGUCCUGGAAGCAGCAGGGAAAGUAGUUCGCCGUCAUUCGCCGGCUUUGCGAACGUAAAUCGAAAGCUUAAAAACAAGAAACGACGAAUUGAGUCGUCAGAUUCCACAUCAGAUUCAUCAACUGUGAAAACAAAAAAGCACAAAUCUUGGUCGAAACGAAAAAGCAGACUAGAGCAGAGCGACGAUAGUGACUCUGGCUCUGAAAUAUGUCGAAAAACAAAAAAAAGUCGAAGAAUUUCCUCUUCUUCGUCGCUUUCCUCCCGUAACAGUGGCGAUAGCAUUAAUCUAGAAAGACUAUUGAAGAGGGUACCUCUUCAGAAAGCUAGUGUUGAUAAGCUGAUAAAAUUAAAACCGGUAGUUCAACUGCGAAGGCUCAGCGAAGAUCAGAUUAAGGUGCUGAGUUUUGCCGCAGUGGAGGAGGAAACAUUUGAUUUCACCUAUCGUGUCAAACUGAACAAAACUCAACGGCGUAAAACGAUGACCGACUUGCAGCAGUCGAUAAAGGAUGCCAUUCGUUCCGACACCGAUACGUUAACUGACGGUUCGGCCAGCCGAGCAAACGAACCAGCUGAGAGGGCUUCGCAAAGAUUCUCUAAGAAGUAUAAACUGAAGUUGCUUCUGCCGAAGUCUGUCCCGCAGAAACGGGUUGUUGUCUCUAACAGUAGCGAAUCCGAUCCGGAAGUUCCCGCUAAGAAGUUGUGUACACCACAAGGGACACAAAACAAAAGCCGUAUCACAUUGCUUUCCUCGGACAACUCGGAAAACACCUGUCCGAAUAGCCCGCAGAAGGUCUCUCCAGCGGAUCCCAUCGUUAGCGCGGUAAAACCGUCACCGGACAAGUUGCAUGCAACGGUUGCAUCACCGGUAUUUUCACCGACAACAACACCCAAAACGGAACGCAAAGUGCGAAAGGAGCCACCAUCCAAUGGCCAAAAGACCACCACAGGCAGUCAUCAGAAGACGUUGACAAGCUUUUUCAAGAUAUCUCCGCCGGUUUCGAACGAGGUGUCUUCUGCUGCUACAGGCAGUAGUGCAAUAUCGUGUUCAACUGCGACUCCAUCAUCGUCGUCAUCGUCUUCGUCGGUGGCUGGAAAAAGUACUAAAAUCACGCCGGCCAGUGCCUCGCGCAAGAAACUGGCAGAGUUGGAUCGCGGUCAGAAGAAUCUACUGGAUUUCUUCAAUAGGUGCUAG
Sabethes cyaneus is the source of this 2292-nucleotide messenger RNA. RefSeq lists its product as uncharacterized. The record is from RefSeq and is a predicted model, not a curated record. Gene Ontology annotation, cellular component: nucleus. NCBI's taxonomy places the organism in Eukaryota, Metazoa, Arthropoda, Insecta, Diptera, Culicidae. Bases 118 to 2292 code for a protein of 724 amino acids. The transcript has 6 exons.